AUGAUGCUUAAGUUCCGGGGCAUUGACUUCGACGUCGUCGAAGCCAGCGACCAUGUCGGAGGGCGGUGUGCUACACACAGCUUUGUCGGAGUCGGCCCCGACUGCGCACAUGAUUAUUAUGACAUGGGUGCCAUGAGGAUCCCCAAAAUCGGCUCGAUGAAAUCGACACUCAAUCUAAUCAAGAGCCCGUCCCUGCUCAACAUUCCUGACAGUCUGGUUGAGUAUGUGUACACGGUUUACACGGUGGACUGCCAGGGUAAUCCGACUUACUAU
Podospora anserina S mat+ is the source of this 273-nucleotide messenger RNA. RefSeq lists its product as uncharacterized. NCBI's taxonomy places the organism in Eukaryota, Fungi, Ascomycota, Sordariomycetes, Sordariales, Podosporaceae. The annotation marks the transcript as partial. The transcript has a single exon. The record is from RefSeq and is a predicted model, not a curated record. Gene Ontology annotation, molecular function: oxidoreductase activity.